Messenger RNA from Ectocarpus sp. CCAP 1310/34, 269 nucleotides. Lineage: Eukaryota; Phaeophyceae; Ectocarpales; Ectocarpaceae. The record is from the annotation of a GenBank genome assembly.
AUGCUGCUGCUCCCUGAUUGGCCAACUACAUGUAGUUUUAAAACUCAGAUUUCAUGGAUUCCAAAGCCUCUGUCUCUGCAAUCUCCAUCUGUGUUAGGUGAAGCGACCUGCCCUGACCAGCGGCCACACUUAGUCAUGACGCUAUCAACAGGGGUCGUUCAACCGGGGCCCCCGCUGGAAGGCGAAUACCUUCCUCGAAGCAUAUCAGUGUAACUAGCAUAGCAUACCAUCCGCCGUUUACCUUCGGGGGGCGUCUGCUCAACCACGGG